Pristis pectinata (smalltooth sawfish) is the source of this 3175-nucleotide messenger RNA. RefSeq names its product dolichyl-phosphate (UDP-N-acetylglucosamine) N-acetylglucosaminephosphotransferase 1 (GlcNAc-1-P transferase) (gene dpagt1). Lineage: Eukaryota; Metazoa; Chordata; Chondrichthyes; Rhinopristiformes; Pristidae. Gene Ontology annotation, molecular function: UDP-N-acetylglucosamine-dolichyl-phosphate N-acetylglucosaminephosphotransferase activity. Gene Ontology annotation, biological process: dolichol-linked oligosaccharide biosynthetic process; protein N-linked glycosylation. Gene Ontology annotation, cellular component: membrane. The record is from RefSeq and is a predicted model, not a curated record. The coding region runs from base 144 to 1364 and encodes 406 amino acids. The transcript has 10 exons.
AUGCGCGCUAUGGUGCGCUUGCGCAGAGGGUUGCGGAGGCCUGGGCAGCCUCGGCGUCUCCGGAAAGCCGUCGCCGGGCUUGGGAUGAGGCAGGGAGCUCUGCGGUCCUCUGCUGUCAGACGUGCCGGGCCUGGGGUUUGCAGAUGUCGGGCCUGCCCGCCAUCCCGCUGCUGAUCAACCUGGGCUGCUCGGUGCUCGGCCUCCUGGGCACCGCCGUCCUCAUCCCGGCCUUCAGGCAGGACUUCAUCGUGGCCCGGCUCUAUGGCAUCGACCUCAACAAGACCUCCAAGGAGCAAAUCCCAGAAGCUCAAGGUGUAAUCAGCGGCGUGGUCUUCCUCAUCAUUCUUUUCUGUUUUAUUCCUGUUCCUUUUCUGCACUGCUGGGCGAAGGAGCAGUGCAUCACCUUUCCUCAUGAUGUGUUUGUGCAGUUGAUUGGGGCCCUCCUUGCCAUCUGCUGCAUGAUAUUCCUGGGGUUUGCCGACGACGUCCUCAACCUACAAUGGAGACACAAGUUGCUGCUGCCGACCAUGGCCUCCCUGCCCCUACUCAUGGUAUACUUCACCAAUUUUGGCAACACCACAAUUGUAGUGCCAAAGCCCUUUCGCAUUUUUCUGGGUCUCCAUUUAGACUUGGGAAUUCUGUAUUAUGCAUACAUGGGAAUGCUGGCAGUGUUCUGCACAAAUGCCAUCAACAUCCUGGCUGGCAUCAAUGGUAUUGAGGCUGGGCAGUCUCUGGUGAUUGCCAUGUCAAUCAUCAUUUUCAAUUUAAUAGAAUUAAAUGGUGACUACAAGGAUGACCACAUAUUCUCCUUGUACUUCAUGAUACCCUUUUUCUUCACUACUUUAGGACUGUUGUACUAUAAUUGGUACCCAUCCAGCGCAUUUGUGGGCGACACAUUCUGUUACUUUGCAGGAAUGACUUUUGCAGUGGUCGGGAUCCUUGGCCACUUCAGCAAGACCAUGAUGUUGUUUUUCAUCCCUCAAACACUCAACUUCUUCUACUCGGUGCCUCAGCUUUUCCAUAUCAUUCCAUGUCCGCGACAUCGAAUACCCAGACUCGAUCCCAGUACUGGAAAGCUGGGCAUGAGUUACUCAAAAUUCAAAACUAAGGAUUUGCCUAAACUUGGAGAUGUAAUAUUAAAGAUGGCCAACAAAUUCUGGCUGGUGGACGUGAACCAUGGAGUUGGAGAAAACAACGAAUACACAGAAUGCAACAACCUCACUCUGAUUAACUUUGUAUUAAAGCUGAUAGGCCCUACACAUGAGAGAACACUGACCAUUAUACUUCUGCUCAUCCAGGUCUCAGGAAGUGUGUUUGCUUUUCUGAUCCGUUAUCACCUAGUCCGCUGGUUUUACGAAGUCUGAUUCUCAUUCGCAAAUAUUUGAAGCAUGGAUUGUUCCUCUGGGGAGUUAUUUUACUCCAAGCUGCCUAUCAGAGCUCACGGGACGUUGGAGUAUCAAUCAAUUGCUUGGUUGGAUGUGCUGAGUUGGGGUUUUUGUUUUAUUGUUAGUGCACUUCAUUGUUGAAUAAUGUUGCUGAAAAUUAGUCGAAUAUUUUUGGCUUAAUUGCUGUGGGCAUUGACAGAAUCAAACAAAAGAGAGAAUGUUUUUAUAAUUUAAGUGACUGCUUAAAAUAAUGUGACUAUCUCCAAAUUGUGUGGAAACAAUUUCAAUGGAAUUUUUCUUGAAUGAUGUGUGCAACAAAAUGAAGUACAUCUUUACUAUAUGUUCCUCUAGAACUUGGUGCAAUAUCAAAGGAUGUUUUACUAUAAGGCAAAGCUUUCAAUACCUUGAGUCCUUUGUUUUAAUUUCAAAAUGAUUUGUUCAGUUCUAGAGAUUCUGAGCUCCAAUUACCAUUGAUUUGUGAAGUCACUCGAGCUCCUGUGUCAUUCCUGUUCUCUUUUGGCAUCUUACUUCAUCGGUAAAAUAUCCUUUCCAAGUAUUGAUAAAGAUUUUGGGAGGUUAUCAGAGCUGACAUUUUUGUCUGACAGAUGGACUACACCAACAGAAAGCACAUUGACAUUCUUGAGCCUUGCUCCAAAGCUCAUACAGCUUGAGGCGACACUUGUCGGUAGCUCCAUUAGUGAUGUCAAAGAGGAUGCAUGCUGACCAAGUAACAUUUUUAAAUUAUUAAAGAGAUAUGAAAUUGAAGAGUUCUUGGAGAAGGCAAAUUUGCAGUGCAGCGUAUGGUGGAGUUAUAGUCUGCCAGUGGUGCUCACUAAACCCACCCUGGAUGGAAAGGGUAACUAAAGACAAAGGGCACAGCUAGCAAAUCAUUCUUUGCAAAGUUUGUACAUUGUAAAUAAAAGAAAUGGCUAUCUUACCAGCCAUUUCUGCCAACAAGCAGUACCCUAGGAGUCUGUUUUCAGGGUCAAUAAUGUUAAGAAAUAGCUGCCAGUUUAAAAUAAAAGCAAAGUUUGGCAGAUCUAAAAUAACAAAAUUAGAGGAAACACCGAGCAAGUUGUACAACCUCUGAGCAGAGAGAAACCAUUGGAAUGUUAACUCCUUUUAUCUCUCCACAGUUGCUGCGUAACCAGCUGAAAUUAACAGUACUUUCUGUUUUUUAUUGCCAUUACUAGAAAAAAAACUGCUAUAAAUGAAAACUAGAAGCAUGUACAAGAGCAAACUACACUGGAUGAAGUCCUAAAACAUUGAGCAUUGAAACACUGCUGACAGCCUUAAGAAGUAAUUUAUUUAUAAGACUCAAAACUCUAUCAACUGAAUGAAAAUGCACAUCAAAUUAAUUAUCAAUCUUCAUUGCAUUUUACUUCCCUCAGUUACAUACGAAAAAUUUCAGCAAUUAUUUAAACUGAUAUUGAUAAGAAGCAGAAAUCCUAUCAUCUGGAUGUUUUGUGUGUCCAAGGCAAGAAUAAGAUGUUGUCUCUGGACACUGAAAUUAACCCACUGUCAGAAAUCUUUAACGUUCAAUCUUUCCAAAAUGUCUGUUGUCUUGGUGUGACCUCAAUUCUAAGUGUGAUAACUGGAAAGAUAAAUUAAUUCAAUAAUGUGCAGGGGAACAUUGCAAUUUUUAUACAUUUGUGCGUAAAAUAGAUUGUGUAUAUGUGUGCUUAAUUGAGAAUGAGAUACUCUAUAAAUUGGUGAUAAUAUAAACAAUAUGGGAUUGAGAAUUAUGACUUCAAGAACCAAAUAAAGACUUCGGAGAAUUUAGCUAUUAA